GAAAAGUACAAAUUAAUUAGUUUCUGAAGUGAAGUCAAGAAUGCGUAACGUGAGAUUUCAAUUGGAUGUGAUGCAAUAUCAAAGAACUAUUUUCUAACGUUUGCCUAAUCGCACUAAAGUUAAUGUGAGCAUGCCAUCAUUGAAUUAUUAGGAAUAGUGGUACGAGCUCAGUGUUAGUGAAUAUUCGUGAAGGCCUCAAUCAAUAUGAGCGCACCGAUUAUUAUCACCGUACCUAACAACUACUUGAGGGUGGACAAUGGGGAUUCCCAGGUCGUCGUGGAUGUUUCCCCAGCUCCACCUUCAAGGAAGCGACGGCUCGACCACUUGUCGUGGGAAGAGAAGAUGCAGCGAAAGAAGUUGAAAAACCGAGUCGCGGCGCAGACUUCCCGUGAUCGCAAAAAAGCCAGGAUGGACGAGAUGGAGACCAAGAUACAACAGUUUAUGGAUGUCAAUGAUCGUUUGAUUAAAGAGGUGGAGAAUUUGAAAGCUAUGAAUGAGCGUUUGUUGAGUGAAAAUGCAACACUACGCAGUGAAGCAGCGGCGCGGACCGUCGCGGAAGCCCCGAGACCAGCGGCGUCUCGACCUCAGCAGAAGGAGGGGCCUCCGUCGGCGAUCCACGCGGCUCGCCUGCUGGUAGCGAUGUGUCUUCUCUCACAGACAUCCUCGCACACCUCGAGUCUGAUGAAUACCUUGACACCCUCCAUCAACUUGCAGACUCCCUCCUCAAAGAAAUUGAUGCAGGUUCUUCAGAAUCGCCUAAAGAUGAAUCAGUCUGGCAAAAUAGAGAAUGCUCUGAAGCAGCUGAAGUGGUGGGGACCACAUCAAAGCAUGUGGAAUCCAGUGGAAGUGCAAUCGUAGAUAGUGAGAUCAACAUGAAACAUGAUGUCAAUAGGAUACUUGAACAGCAUUCAUAUGCACAUCCCUACCCUAGCAUUGAAGUUACAGAUGUUGAUAUAAAAGAAGAAAAUGGUGACAAAGGAGAUAUAUUUUAUGCUAGCUAUGAAGCUAAUGAUUGUGUAACAAUUGAAGUGCCCUGUGAGGAGCAAGUGGUAGAGGAAAUAAUCCCAGAUAAACCAGAAAUGAUCCCAGAUGAAUUGGAAGUGGUCCCAAAUGAACUACAGACUGACUUCAAUACAUUAACUGACCACUGUUUCGACAUUACUUUAGAAUGUGAUAUGAAAUUGUUAUCUCCUUUGACCUUAUCACCCAAAUCAAUUGAAGAAAAUCUAGGCCUUUCACCAUCUCAUACAAAUUUCAGCUCAGAUUUAGGUUAUGAAUCAUUAGCAUCACCAUUAAGUGAAUCUGAAUCUUUGGACCUGUCAGAUUUUUGGUGCGAAUCUUUCUCAGAAUUAUUCCCUGGAUUAGCAUAGGGAUGUAUUCUGUAAUUAAUCACCAAAGACUGAUUAGGCUAAGAUUGUUAUAAUAAUAAGUUGAAUGACAAAUUAUUCAUAAUAUAUUUUAUUUAUUGUUAAGAUGCUUGUUUCAUUUGUAAGUGUAAUUUAGUGUAGGGAUGUAUAUUAUAAGUGCUGUAAAUAAAGUGAUGUAUCUA
Molecule: messenger RNA, 1549 nt
Organism: Leptidea sinapis
Lineage: Eukaryota; Metazoa; Arthropoda; Insecta; Lepidoptera; Pieridae
Gene: Xbp1
Product: X-box-binding protein 1
Exons: 3
Coding region: 205-858 (217 amino acids)
Cellular component (GO): nucleus
Molecular function (GO): RNA polymerase II transcription regulatory region sequence-specific DNA binding; DNA-binding transcription factor activity, RNA polymerase II-specific
Source: RefSeq, a predicted model, not a curated record